CUGAUCUCCCGUGUAACCGCUGUGUAGCCCUCACUGUCGCGUUCGCUGCCCUCAAACACCUGCUGCCACCCGCUCGCCCCAGCGAUCGCACCCGCCCUGCAUACAGUAGCCUGCCUUUCCUCCACAAAUUGGUCUCUUGAACGUUCUGAACUCCUUGCAGACUCUUUGGAGAUUGCAGAUCGAAGACCCUGGCCCACCUGGAUCUCCAAUCGAAAUAUUGGUCCUGUGAAGAACCAAUCCAGACAAAUCGUUCUAACCUAGGAACGAACCAUCUCUCACCAACACGAGGUUCGCCAACCGCCAUAGUCAAACAUGGAGUCAGACCGCUCCCAUCUCUCCAUCACCCUGCCGCGCAACUUCAUGUUCCAUUAUCACGAUGAACACCCGCCUCGGACUCCAGAGCCUGAGGUGAGGCCCGCCACGGACGACCUGCAGCCACCACCUCCCCCGCGACAGACGCUCAAAGUCCGCCGCCGUCGCACAACAGCUACAAUCGUGGCUCGCAAUGUCGAGGACCUACUCUACGACGAACGGCCGAUGAUACCUACCAUCGAAGCACCCGAACUGCAUUCAGAUGUCUCCAUGGACCUCUCUCAUUUGGCCACUCAGACUGAUGAUGCCUACCUUUCUCCCGCUAUCGUCUUCCACCGCAUGGUGUCACCGCCCAAGACUCCUGUGUCCCAGAUGCGAGAGUUCAACACAUUCCAGAACGACAUCCACUGGUCCGACACAGAUCACGCCAGCCAGAGCGAGAGUUCGAGCCGACCGACUUCUUCAUCCGGCUUCUCAGACUCCUCCAUCUCGUCCAGGGAAAGCUUCGAAUCUUUCCCUUCUCUCGGCGGCAGCUGCACGAGCCCAGAGGAGGACAUGGUGGACCCAUUCUCUUACUAUCAAUCUCCAGAGGCCAAAUGGCAGCCAGACUCCUCCCCACUCGCAACUCAGCGACGGGUACAUCCUCAGAAGAAGCUCAAGCUAAAAGCCUAUUUCACUCAGGAGAUGGACUAUCACCUCUGGAUGACCUACCUCCAGUAUCUCCAAGAUCCUACCGUUACUCCAUUCAAGGCCCUACCCAGCACUGUUCCUCCGAACGGAGUGUGCCAUCGUGUUGCACGCAUGGCACGGAAGACUUGGAGAGGUCCACGCUCGGCACCAACUACGCCGUGGAUGCGAUCCAAGUCUCGAUUCACUUCUCGCAACGGCACCCCUGACACGAUCAAGCCCAACAAGAGCGGCAGCAACACGCCCGUGCCCGGCUCAACAAAGCCCCACGCUCGCUUUCCCACAGAGAAGCAAUGUCGCAAACGUCUCCGGGACUUGGCCAAGUCGAAACCUACAUUGUCAGCCCACUACCAGCGCUUGCUCAACCACCGAUCCCCAUCACCGUUCCAGUCCUCACCACAAGAAGCCUCUUCAUCCUCUACUCAGCCACCCGCAGGGUUGUCAUCCCCGUUCUCCUCGGGUGGGGGAUCUACAACCUUUUCCACUCGGGACAUGAAUGUCUCUUUGGCAGCCAGCACUGCUGCCUCGAUGCAGUUUGGCAAUCCUUUGUCCCAACUGUCGAGUCAAGCAACACCUCGCCCUGCGCGGGAGGCUCGCUCGUCAGCACAUCAAAAAUCACAGUCUCUCCAUAUCGGCCUUGGACUCGGUAUCGGUAGCAUGAUGAGAUCUUCGUUCACGACAAUGUCCGAAAUGACUGACAGGAGCAUGAAUCAGCCUGCUGCGCAGACGUGGCAUGCACCAUCUGCUCGUCCGGGCGGGCUAGGUUCACCCCUUCAACUGCACGCUCCCAGGCCAAUCUCGCGGCCCUUCAGGCGACGUGCCCUCCACAAUUUCGAAGAGCAGGUCCGCAAUCGGGGCAACAGCUUUGUCGAUCAAGUUUUCGGAGCCCCUGCCGAAUCGAGUCACCGCCGUGUUCGAAGCCGGGGAUUCAGCCUGGGCGACAUGAUGGAGGGCGCACGACGUGCUCCUCCAUCAACCAACGGCUCGACCACAACCAACGUCUCGACCGAGGCCAACCCCUUCGCCAGCAUUCUGGGCACACCUCAAAGUCUUGUUCGAGACUCAGCUGCCGCCGACCAAGCAACGAUCCGACUAGGCUCGCCCUUCAGCGGACGGCCAAAUAAUACCUUCCCACGAGCGUCGACCUCUUAUGGAUUCGAACCGCCAGCAUCCUUUGAGCAGCGUUUCGCUGGUCUGUCCGACGGCUCCAAUCGCCCCGGAAACCAGUCCUAGGCACCAGUACCUGCUAAUUCUGUUAUCACCAUUUACGCAUAGGUGUUCGUUCUUGCAUCAUCGGCGUUGUUAGCAUCUGUUGCGUUCAAGCGACAUCUAUUGCAUCUCGAAUGACCUUCCCAAACCCCUCUCCCGAGGGCA
Messenger RNA from Aaosphaeria arxii CBS 175.79, 2373 nucleotides. RefSeq lists its product as uncharacterized. Lineage: Eukaryota; Fungi; Ascomycota; Dothideomycetes; Pleosporales. The coding region runs from base 313 to 2232 and encodes 639 amino acids. The transcript has a single exon. The record is from RefSeq and is a predicted model, not a curated record.